AUGUAUGGCAGCCCCCUGAAUGGAUGCGUGCAGAGGCUCAUCAGAAUCUAUUAUCACCAGGUCCAGAUAUUUGGAAAGCAUGCCAAGAGCCAAACUUCUCGGAAAUCUGCUGAUAAGGAGAAUGCCACUCCGGGAGACACGGAAAAUCAAAGUUCGACUGCGGUUGAGAAGACCGAGAAAGAGAUCCAGGAAGAGAUACAAGCUAUCUUCCGCCAAAUUACGGCCUCGGUCACCUUCCUCCCAGUUCUGGACGGAGACUGCACAUUCAACGUCCUCGUGUACGCUGACGCAGACUCGGAUGUGCCCGUCGAAUGGGGCGACAGCGAUGCCAAAGAGAUUAAGAAUGCCGAGAAAGUGCAGCUGCGAAGCUUCAGUACGAAUAACCACAGAGUGGAGACCCUGGUCAGUUAUCGCCUGGCCGAAUGA
Aspergillus fumigatus Af293 is the source of this 426-nucleotide messenger RNA. Its product is annotated as spindle checkpoint protein MAD2. Lineage: Eukaryota; Fungi; Ascomycota; Eurotiomycetes; Eurotiales; Aspergillaceae. The transcript is spliced from 2 exons. The record is from RefSeq and is a predicted model, not a curated record. Gene Ontology annotation, cellular component: kinetochore; nucleoplasm; cytoplasm. Gene Ontology annotation, biological process: mitotic spindle assembly checkpoint signaling. Bases 1 to 426 code for a protein of 141 amino acids.